UUUUGCCCGGCGGAACGUGCAAUAGUUUGCGGUCUCGAAAAUAUUUCGAGUCACAACACCUGCGGGCUUUUUCUGAGGAGCAAUUUUCUGUUUUCAUUGUGAUCAAAGUUAUAGAAAAUCAUGUUGGAAUUACAAUACAAACCUGUACACGGAAUAAUCGACUACCAUUGCUGGCCGUAUUCGAAAUAUGUUUCAGUUGACGUGCCCGAUUAUAAAAUAACGAAGCCCUUGGACUAUUAUGAUAGCUGGCCCGAUUAUUGGUACAUUUAUACUCCGCUUAAGCCCUUCAGAAGGUACCUUAAUAAUUUGCUUUUGAGAGAUUUACGAUUACGCCAGAAGCAAUACGUUCACACUUAUUGGUAACGAAAAUACGAAUGUUUUAUUUCAUUUUAUGAAUAAAUUAUUUUUGUAAAAUUGAUCAUAUUGUUGUGGGAUUUUUCUUUUAAUGAUUAUGAACAAAUUCUACAAAUAAGGUCAAUUAAUA
This is a messenger RNA of Ceutorhynchus assimilis (cabbage seed weevil), 484 nucleotides long. The record is from the annotation of a GenBank genome assembly. NCBI's taxonomy places the organism in Eukaryota, Metazoa, Arthropoda, Insecta, Coleoptera, Curculionidae.